Molecule: messenger RNA, 1036 nt
Organism: Camelina sativa (false flax)
Lineage: Eukaryota; Viridiplantae; Streptophyta; Magnoliopsida; Brassicales; Brassicaceae
Source: RefSeq, a predicted model, not a curated record
UCGACAUAGCAAUUAAUCUGUCUAUAAAUCAGAUCUUACCUCAAAGACCAAAAAACCCUAGUCGUACCAAAAUCUAGGGUUUACCUUGACCGGAUCUAGACACAUAAGCUGUUGAGGUUCUCUCCUCUUAUUCUCUCUCUCUUUCUCUCCCUGUCUCUUGGUCUCCUGUAGAUUUUUUUUUGUUAAAAGUUGAACACUUUCUGUCUUCUCAUCUCUUACAGGAGUGUUUUUUUUGUGUGUGUUCAAUUUUGAGUAGCUAUGGAAGUGGUUGCUGCUGCUGGGUCAAUGGUGACGCAGAGUCAACAGACAUGGGCUUGCUCUGUCACUGAGUCGCUUCUCAUCCUUGUCGGAAAGAAUCUGGCUUGUCUGCUCCUUGUGGCAGAAUCAUUGCUAAUGGGGUUGAUUGCUGUUGACCAGAGGUUGUCUCUGAAGGAAGGUUACAAAACAGGAAGCCGUGUUGAGGAAAACAAAGAUGCCAGUGACAGUGACGAUGACGAUGAUGAUGAUGAAGACGCUGAUGAGGAUGACGACGAUGAGGAUGAUGCUAAUGAUGAAGAUUUCUCAGGGGAAGAAGGGGAAGAAGCUGAUCCAGAGGAUGAUCCAGUGGCCAAUGGUGGAGGAGACAGUGAUGAUGAUGAUGAUGACGACGAUGAUGAGGAGGGUGAUAAUGAUGAUGAUGGAGAUGAGGACAAUGAGGAUGAGGAAGAUGAUGACGAUGUUCGCCAGCCACCCUCUAAGAAGAGAAAAUGAAUCAUGUGUUAACAAGUGUUUGUGCUUUGGAUGGUUAAGACUUGAAGAGGAUGAUCUUCUGUGUUGGUUUACGUAGUGUAGGGAUACUUCUUGUCCUCUUAUUGAGAUUUCAUCUUGUGUUGGUUACCAUUUGUUGUCAUGUGUGAUUUUUUUUCGAUGUGGAUUUUAGUUAUCUUCUGUGUUUAGAAUGCUUGGUCUCUUCUUCUUUUCUUUGUUUCCACAUCUGCCUACGGUGGUUAGCGGCAUGAAUGCCCACCGUGGUUGGCAGUUUCUUGGUUGCUGUUGA